UACUUAGCGAAUUCAAUCGAGAUCUUAUCUAACUAAUAAAUAAUAAGAUAAGUCUUGGUGACGUUGCAAACCCGAUUUCACUCUAUACGAGUUUUAGCUGUCACAUUUUCAAUAAUUGACAGUACGCAAUUUUGAGUGCGAGGUUUUCGUUGCUUUAAACUCCUUGUAUUCAUUAAUUACGUUAUUUCAACGAUAUUCCGCGGAUUGAAGUCAACCUCACUUGGUAUUUAUUUUAAUACGGUUUAAAAGUUAAUAACUAAUAAAAAUGGAACCACAAUCGGAAAACACCACAUCAAAUUCGACUCCAAAUCGGGGCCUCAAUAUAACCGCUUUAAAAGAACACGUUAUUUCACACAAAAUCGACGUGGCCCUUUGGGCGAUUAGGAUCUUAACGUUCCUUUUUACUAUAGGUUAUUUAUUCCCAAUAUUUGGCAAUGCAAAUAGUUGUUAUUACAAAGCAUUAUUGGCAAAUGCAGCAACAAGCGCUUUGCGUCUUCACCAACGAUUGGGUAUGGUUCGAUUUAACACGGAAUUCCUUCGCGAGCUUUUCAAAGAGGACAGUUGCCAUUACUUGUUCUAUUCGUUGAUAUAUUUAUAUGUCGCACCUGUUACACUGGUUCUUGUACCCGUGGUGCUCUUCGCUAUAUUACAUGCUGCCAGUUAUUCUUUGACUCUAUUAGAUACGAUGGGUCAAAAUUCUUGGUGGGGUGCAAGAUUAUUAAUUUCGAUCGUCGAAUUCCAAUCGAGAAAUAUUCUAAGACUCGCGGCCUUUACGGAGAUUAUGUUGAUGCCUUUAACCGUCAUACUCAUCUUAAUGGGGAAAGCUGGGUUAUUAACUCCGUUCAUCUACUAUCACUUUUUAGUCCAAAGAUACACCUCGCGACGUAAUCCGUAUACGAAAAACAUGUUUCAUGAAUUGCGAGUGUGGAUGGACACGGUGGCUGCGAAACCUUCCGUUCCAGGGAUUGUUAAAAACUUUUUGAAACGCAUCGUUGAUAUAACUUGCCGAUUGGCACCACCUAUGCAAGCACCUCAACCACAUCAACAAUAAAUCAAAAAGUAAUAAUUAAAGAAUUAAGUAUAGAUCAUUUUUAAAAAAUGAGCUAUAUUAAGAAGACGUAAUUUUUUUUAAAACGAUUUUGUUGUGUGCAAUUCUUUUUUUAUAGUUUUUGUUGUACUUUUUGGCUAUUAUUAUUAUUAUUUUGUUGAGUCCAUAGUUACACCUAAUUAAUUACAUUAUUAAUAUAAACAAGGAUGGGAACAAGAGUUAGGUUAAUAAUAAUUUAAUACGUUUUUUGCCGUCGUGUUAUUUAGAACAUAGUGUCCUGUUGUUUUAUUAUGUAUUUUCUUUCCUUUCGAUCUUUUUUUUAUUAUAUGAUCGUAUGGUAAUGUGGUGAAUGAGAUUUUUGAAAUGUUAUUAAUUUUCAUUCUUUUACAUUUUUCUUUUUUUGGAAUAAAAUUGAUACUUCAAUCA
Molecule: messenger RNA, 1474 nt
Organism: Onthophagus taurus
Lineage: Eukaryota; Metazoa; Arthropoda; Insecta; Coleoptera; Scarabaeidae
Gene: Kr-h2
Product: transmembrane protein 33-containing Krueppel homolog 2
Biological process (GO): membrane organization; endoplasmic reticulum tubular network organization
Cellular component (GO): endoplasmic reticulum; membrane
Source: RefSeq, a predicted model, not a curated record